UGGCGGUGAGGGGCGGCCGUGAGGGACCGCGAGGGACCGCGCGCUCGGUGCAGAACCGCUGGGAGCCGCCAUGGGGGAGCAGGCAGAGGCGGCGGUGAUCACGCCGGCCAUGCUGGAGGAAGAGGAGCAGCUGGAGGCGGCGGGGCUGGAGCAGGAGCGGCAGAUGCUGGAGAAGGCUCGCACUUCCUGGGACAGGGAAUCAAGUGAAAUGCGCUAUAAGAGGCUUCAACAUUUGCUUGAAAAAAGCAACAUCUAUUCCAAAUUCUUGCUAACCAAAAUGGAACAGCAGCAGCUAGAGGAGCAGAGGAGGAAAGAGAAGUUAGAAAGAAAGAGAGAGAUGAUGUUAAAAUCUGCCAAGGGUCAAAACCCAGUUGACAGCAAAGAAGAGAAAUCAGGUGCAAAAAGGAAGAGAGGAAGAGAAGAAGGGACAUACAACAUAUCAGAAAUUAUGUCCAAAGAGGAAAUAUUAUCAGUGGCAAAAAAAAGUAAAGUGGAAGAUCAGGAUGAAAGCUCUGCUGACAACCUGCAUCCAGAAGACCUGCAGAAAAAUGGAGACUCAAAUAGUGUCAUUAAGGACAGAUUGUGUCAAGCUGUACGACACAGUGCCAAGCAAUUUCUUGAUCCCAUGCGAAAAUUUAAUGGACAACCAGUGCCUUUUCAGCAGCCAAAGAUUUUUACUGGUGGUGUAAUGAGGUGGUACCAAGUGGAAGGCAUGGAGUGGCUAAGGAUGCUUUGGGAAAAUGGUAUUAAUGGCAUAUUAGCUGAUGAAAUGGGGCUGGGGAAGACAAUCCAGUGUAUUGCAACAAUAGCGCUGAUGGUGGAACGAGGGGUCCCUGGUCCGUUCUUAGUAUGUGGUCCUUUGUCUACUCUUCCAAAUUGGAUGUCUGAAUUCAAGAGAUUUACUCCAGAGAUUCCACUAAUGCUCUAUCAUGGAGCUCAGCAGGAGCGUCGUAAACUGGUUCGUAAAAUUCACACAAGACAAGGAUCGCUGCAGAUCUAUCCUGUGGUCAUUACAUCCUUUGAAAUAGCAAUGCGAGACAGGAAUGCCCUGCAGAGCUGCUACUGGAAAUACCUGAUAGUAGAUGAAGGUCACAGGAUUAAAAAUAUGAACUGCCGCCUUAUCAGAGAAUUGAAACGAUUUAAUGCUGACAAUAAACUCCUGUUGACUGGCACUCCCCUGCAAAACAACUUGGCAGAGCUUUGGUCAUUGCUUAACUUCCUGUUGCCAGAUGUGUUUGAUGAUUUGAAAAGCUUUGAAUCCUGGUUUGAUAUUACCAGCAUUACAGAAACUGCAGAAGAUAUUAUUGCUAAAGAAAGGGAGCAAAACAUCUUACAUAUGCUGCAUCAGAUUCUGACACCUUUCCUACUGAGGAGGCUGAAAUCGGAUGUGGCUCUGGAGGUUCCUCCUAAACGAGAAGUUGUGGUGUAUGCACCACUGGCAAAGAAGCAGGAAACUUUCUAUACUGCCAUUGUCAAUCGCACCAUUAGGAAACUGCUUGGAAAUAAUGAGGAAGAAGUAGUUGAGUUGAGCUCUACAGGCCGACCAAAACGCCGUAGUCGGAAAGUGGUUGAUUAUUGUGAAGAACAUAAUGGUUCACCUGAUGACUUGGAAAAAUUAAUCAGCAAAAUGCAAGAAGAAGUAGAAAAAGAGAGGCCAGUAGUAGAAGUCAGCAUGCCCAUGGAUUCCGAGGUGAACCUUAAACUGCAGAAUAUUAUGAUGUUAUUGAGGAAGUGUUGUAACCACCCCUAUCUUAUUGAGUAUCCUUUGGAUCCUGCGACACAACAAUUCAAGAUUGAUGAAGAUCUAGUAAAGAAUUCAGGCAAGUUUCUACUCUUGGACCGAAUGCUUCCAGAACUUAAAAAGAGAGGACAUAAGGUCUUGUUGUUCUCACAAAUGACUAUGAUGCUUGACAUUUUGAUGGAUUACUGUUACCUGAGAAACUUCAAAUUCAGUCGACUGGAUGGCUCUAUGUCCUACUCGGAGAGAGAAGAAAAUAUGAACCAGUUUAAUACCGACCCUGAAGUCUUCAUGUUCUUAGUGAGCACAAGGGCUGGAGGCCUGGGCAUUAACUUAACUACAGCAGACACAGUUAUCAUCUAUGACAGUGACUGGAACCCCCAGUCAGACUUGCAGGCCCAAGACAGGUGUCACAGAAUUGGUCAGACAAAGCCAGUAGUUGUUUAUCGUCUCGUGACAGCAAAUACUAUUGACCAGAAGAUUGUGGAGAGAGCUGCUGCCAAGAGGAAGCUGGAGAAGCUGAUCAUCCAUAAAAAUCAGUUCAAAGGUGGCAAAUCUGGCCUAGCACAGUCAAAAAGCUGUCUGGACCCUCAGGAAUUACUAGAAUUACUGAAAUCCAGAGACUAUGAGAGGGAGGUUAAAGGAUCUAAAGAAAAAGUAAUCAGUGAUAAAGAUCUAGAAUUACUUUUGGAUAGAAGUGAUCUUAUUGAUCAAAUGAAGACCUCUGAAAAAAUGAAAAAGGAAAAAAUGGGUGUCUUCAAAGUCCUAGACGAGUCGUCAGAGUCCAAUGCCGAGUGCGUGUUUUAAUAUGCAAAUGUGGCCUCUAAGCAGUCUUUCAGAUCUUCCAGAGAUGUCACUGGUCCUUGAUGCUGACUUUCCUUAAGGCCUUGUUCAAAUCCCUUGUGUUCUUCCAGUGAGUUUUAACAUGUUCUAGAGUCUAAUGCAGAUGAUAGUUGUAGCUUUAGCAGGCUUUCAUAAAAAGUAAAAAAAUGAGCAUGUUUCACAUUUGCAGCUAGUUCUUAUGCUCAGUGGUACAAACUGGCAAAUUUGUUUAAAAAAAUCUUCCUGUGGAAGUCCUAAACCCCUGGUUUUGGUUGUUUUUUUUUUU
Molecule: messenger RNA, 2846 nt
Organism: Ficedula albicollis (Collared flycatcher)
Lineage: Eukaryota; Metazoa; Chordata; Aves; Passeriformes; Muscicapidae
Gene: HELLS
Product: helicase, lymphoid-specific
Exons: 21
Coding region: 71-2545 (824 amino acids)
Biological process (GO): lymphocyte proliferation; negative regulation of gene expression via chromosomal CpG island methylation; DNA methylation-dependent constitutive heterochromatin formation
Cellular component (GO): nucleus; pericentric heterochromatin
Molecular function (GO): ATP-dependent chromatin remodeler activity; ATP binding; chromatin binding
Source: RefSeq, a predicted model, not a curated record